Molecule: messenger RNA, 2448 nt
Organism: Polyodon spathula (Mississippi paddlefish)
Lineage: Eukaryota; Metazoa; Chordata; Actinopteri; Acipenseriformes; Polyodontidae
Exons: 9
Coding region: 771-1919 (382 amino acids)
Source: RefSeq, a predicted model, not a curated record
AUCAGUCUCUCUGUUGUUACCUAUGUUGCGUUGUCUAGUCGGUCAGACUUCACAAUGGGCCGCCAAAAGUGCUCAAAUUGUAGCCAUACGUGAGGCGGGUACAGAUUUUGAGAGGUUUUUUUUUUUUUUUUUUUUUUUUUCAUUAAAUAGUCGAUAAUAAAUUUUAGGCUGCAGCAUGUAAAACCCCAUGGCGGUUUAAACAGUAAAUUUUGAAAGAGAAAGAAGGUAUGUUUUUUUGUCGAAAUAUAAUUUUAAUUUUGUUGUGUUGCGCUGUUAUUUUUACAGUGAAGAUUGUCGUUGUUCGGGGGGGGAGGCGGCAAGCCAACCUGUGAAUUUAAAGAUAUACUGAAUAAAGACAGUAUUUUCAAGAUCGUUGCACUACCUUCAACAGCUGGAACCCAUCUCGCUAUUGUGCUAACAAAAACAGUGAAUGACUACUUUGAAAUCCUUUGGAAAGCCAUCAAGCACGACCCGGGGCCGGACCAAAUUAAAGGCUUGGAUCAGUGCAAGAAUAAAUUCCAGUGUCUUUUGCCUGGGAUGCCUUUUAUAAAUGUAGAGGUGGUUAUACAUAGAAUUAACAGCAAAGUCGGACACACCAGGACUGUAGACAUUGGAUCUCUUCAUGAAGCUAAUAAAGCUGGCAGCACUGGGAUGGCAGCAAACCUUGUGGAGCCUGGUGGAGAAAAAAAGCAAAAGCGACAGAGAGAAGUGGAGCCAGACGUCCAAUCCAUUGGCAAGUGCUUACGCAGAGGUGUUUUGGCCCCCCCGAAAUGAUAUUAGGAAAGCCUGCUGCUAGAGACAGAAUAAGAGGGAUCACGGUACCAGGGCUGCGGGAGGAGGACCUUUUAUAUCGGAGUAGAAGAGAUGACGAGAGCAGCACCAAUCCAACCAUAGUUGUAAGGAGUGGUCUGAAUUGUGGGGUAAGCCUUUGUCUUAACGGUGGAACUUGCAUGCCAGACCCAGUGAGCCCGCUGGGAUUUUUUUGCAUGUGCAUUCCAAGUAGAGCUGGAGAAUUCUGUGAGAAAUCUGUGGGAGGUGUGAUCAGCUAUUUUGCCCUGGCUCUUAUCAUUACGGGGGUCGUUCUCAUAUUGAUUUUGGUCCUUGUGUCAUGCUGUGCUAUUUUUGGUCUGUAUAUCAAAGAAAGAGAUCGUCUGGUCAGUUCUUUGAUGGAGAAAGGAUCUGCUCUUGGGUUCUGCUCAGAUGAAUGCCCCACAUCUCAGUCACUCAACCCUGUUUCCCAGUCCCAUCUUCGUGAGCAUCAGGAGUACUCAAAACAAAGCAGAUCAUCAUGUAAUGCUCCGGCAAGCAAAUCAAAUGCACAAUCAGCAACUUCUUCUGUCAAAAAGAGUGAUAGACUGUCUACUGCGACACCCAGCUCUGCCAAACAGACCGUGCCAGGCAAAAACACAAAAAUUGCUUCUCAAUGGCAAAAAGCAGGUAUGCAAACUUACAGGCCAUCUGGUUUUCGUGGGACGUCAACAGUCAGAAAGGUAAUGCCACAACAGCCCUCUGAAGAUAACUGGAGUUCAAGUGACGUGGGAACUACUGAAAGAACAAUUCCUGCCUAUAGGGCAAUCAAAGCCAGCAGCUAUUCUGCAAAAACUUCCAAUGAUUUUUGGGAAAUACACAGUGAGAGGGAGGUUGAAGACCACAGCCCACAUCUGAGUUCAUCAUCCAGUCCUCUGACCUUUGAGAGGCUGAUGAACAUGAUGCACAUCUACUUUGAAGCCAUCAAAACCUCAGACCCAGUCUCUCGAGCAGGACCCAGCACGGUCAGUCCACCAGGAGCAAAGAGCUGCAGGGCCAAUUCACCAAACAUGCAGAGCUUCAUUGCAACUGCAAAAAGAUCAGACAGCACCUCCUCACAGUGUGGGUCAGACAGCACCAACUCACAGUGUGGGUCAGACAGCACCAACUGACAGUGUGGGUCAGACAGCACCACCUCACAAUGUGGGUCAGAGAGCACCUCCUCACAGUCUGGGUCAGACAGCACCUCACAGUGUGGGUCAGACAGCACCGCCUCACAGUGUGGGUCAGACAGCACCGCCUCACAGUGUGGGUCAGACAGCACCACCUCACAGUGUGGGUCUGCUCAUUCCUCACCCAAUAGCCCUGUUAUUAACUGGCCUGUCUUAGAUUCAGGACGGCACAUUGCACUCUGCAUGUGGGACGAGAGUGAUGAGGAAUCCGAAAAAAAAUUGCUAUUACCAUGACCCUGAUGUUUUAUAAGAUAGUGCAUUUGCUUUUAUUAGCUAUUAAGAAAGAGAGAAAUAAAGGUAAUAAACUUAAGUCUGUAUCUUUCUUCUGACAGCCAUUUGGGUCCAGAUCCAUAUCUGGUAGUAUCUGGAUAUGGAUAAUUAAAAACCCAUCACCACUUUAAUUAAAAAAGGCAAACUUAAAAUUAGACCUGGUUGUUUCACCUGCAAAAGUCCUUUUUUUGCUUGGACC